Molecule: messenger RNA, 6542 nt
Organism: Cheilinus undulatus (humphead wrasse)
Lineage: Eukaryota; Metazoa; Chordata; Actinopteri; Labriformes; Labridae
Gene: emid1
Product: EMI domain containing 1
Exons: 17
Coding region: 389-1849 (486 amino acids)
Molecular function (GO): protein binding
Source: RefSeq, a predicted model, not a curated record
GCGGGGCAGGCAGGCAGGCUGAGCUUUAAAACACCCGAGGAGACUAUAAAAGUGCUUUCAUGCCCGCUGCAGGAGAGAGGCAGCUCGAAAUGCGCGCAGAGAGACGGAGGUAGACGGAGCAGAGGGAGAAAGGAGACAGCACGGAGAUUUAAAGGCUGACUUCACGUGUUUAAGCUAGAGCAGCGUUUCCUUUACAUUCCUUUUAGCAAAGAACCUAGCGUAAGAGUUGUGUUUUUGUGUCAGUGAAGAGGAUGUGCGUCUUAGCCUGCCGUCCCAGUGCCGUUUGACACAUUUUUCUCCCUCCGCACCGAGCUGGAUUCACCGACCGCUCUGUUUCCUACGUCGGGCUCAUUCAAACUUUUCUGCUCCUACUUUUGAUGCCACGGAAAUGGGACCGCGCCAACCGGAGAGCGUGUCCGCGCUGUGCAGGAAAAGUUUGCUGUGGACGGUGCUCAUCCUGCUGCUGAGCACGUUUGUGGACGGGACCUGGAAGACUGGACUUUACAAACCCUACACAUCUGGGACAGCAGCUUCUCACACCUCAGUCUACCAGAAAAGGAACUGGUGUCCUCAUACAGUCACAAAGACAGUGACAUGCCAGGUACAGAAUGGGACACUGCUCCAGCGGGUUUACCAGACAUGCCGCUGGCCACAGGGAUGCACAGGGGGCAGCUACAGGACUGUGGUCAGACCAUCCUACAAAGUUGUGUACCGCACUGUGACCUCUCUGGAGUGGAAAUGCUGUCCGGGUUUCAGCGGAACGGCCUGUGAGGAAGAGGCAGCAAACCAGCUCGUAGCUCAGGAGGCCGUGAGGAAACCAUCAAUGCUACGACGCCCGCCUGCACGCACAGGAGAGUCUAUUUCAAGUUGUCUCAACUGCAGUCGAAUCACAGCUUUGAGUGACAGACUGAACUCACUGGAGGCAAAGGUCCAGUUACUCAAUGCCCCAGCCUCCGUGUCACAUCGCCACCUUCAGGGAAAAGGAGGAACUUUACCCGAGGCCUCGUUACUGAUGGGGGCUGUGCCCGCUCAAGGAGCUCCUGGUGAGCAGGGGCCUGCAGGUCCUCAGGGUGAGAAGGGGAGAGAUGGACUUCCUGGCAGAGAUGGAAAGCCAGGGUCUCGAGGGCUGCCAGGUCCCAGUGGGCCUCGUGGGGACACCGGGGGGAGGGGUCCAUCUGGAGCUCCUGGAGCAAGGGGAGUCUCGGGACCUGCAGGCCCCCGUGGUCCACCAGGACUCCCAGGAGAGAGGGGUCUACCAGGCCCACCAGGGCCUCCGGGGCCUCCGGCGCCAGCGAGUGCCCGCAUCCCCGAUCCUGACCACAGUCAUGGAAAAGACCCGUUCUUCACCAACACUUUCCAUGACUCACGGGGGCCGCCUGUUCCAGGUCCUCAGGGUCCUCCCGGGCCUAUCGGUCCUCCAGGUCCCAAAGGUCCAGUGGGACCUCCCGGGCCACCAGGACAAAAUGGUAAACCAGGAGCUCUUGGAGUGCAGGGUCCUGUUGGGCCGAAGGGAGACCGUGGGGAGAGAGGUCCUCUAGGUUACCCAGGAGAGAGGGGCUUCAGAGGCGAGCCGGGAGCACCGGGUCCAAAGGGAGAGCCAGGAGAGAAGGGCUUACCGAGCAAUCUAAAUGGGGACGGGAUACAUCAGAUCAGAGAGGCGCUGAAGAUCUUAGCCGAGAGGGUUUUAAUCCUCGAGACUAUGAUCGGUAUUCAUGAGCCUGAUCUAGGGUCCGGGGAUGGACCGUUCGGCACAGCCUCCCCUAGUUUCUACAGAGAUAAGCGAGCAGGUGCUCUCCCAUAUCGACUUGCUUCUCCUCUGUCCUCCGACACCAAGGUUCGAGGGAAGUAACCCCCACCCCUUCCCCCUUCCUCUCGCUCACCCUGAGGACCACAGGCUGGUUUGACUCCCCUUCCUAAAGGUCUCAUCAGCACUCAACAGAUUAAGACCAUAUCUGUGUUUAACUGACAGAUUUAGGAUGGGGGACACCUCAGGGAAACUCCACUGAUACUCCACAAUCCUCCUGAGAACUAGUCCGACCCUCAACCAUCACCAUAACUGAACAUUUUAACAUAACACACCCAGCUGCUCCUUCUGUGUCUUGUUUCUAUCGCAACAGAGCAGCGGCCUCAGAUUAAAGAUGGAAAAAAAAAGGAAAAACCUUGAGUGACAAGCCACUCCAGAUGAUAAGGGUCAUUUAGAAAUAUCAACUGAAGGAGGAAUCAGAUGUGAGCAAACAGACUGGAUUUGAGUUCUUAUUGCUUUCACAAUGUAACUGCAAUCUGAAGAGAUUCCACUAUUUAAGUAUAACGCAUGUAAAGUCUGCAGGACACAAGUACACAAACAACCUCUUCUUGUAGUAUUUGUUUUGUUAUUCAUUUAUCUAGGGAUGCCCUGAUGACAUUUUCUGCUACAGAUACAAGAACCAAUCACUGGCCAAUACGAGACCAAUCACCAGCCGUGGUUCAUGCAUCUUAGCUCUGUAGUGUUUAAGGACCACCUGCAGGUGACAGCGUUAGUUUAACAGAGCAGGACAAAAACCUUCCAAGGAGCAACGCUACAAGUAGACAGCUGAAUUACACAAUAUGAUGAUUUGGAUCAUUUCACCAACUGGUUGAUCAAAUAUCCAAUCAAGUCAAUAGAAAAUUAAAACAUCAAUCUUUAAGUUAUGCCUUUAUGUUGAAAUUCCUGCUGCACACCUAUUAAACAGUUUCUGCCUUCCUGCAUAUCAUCCUGAACUUCAAGACUGUCGAGCUAAAGAGUAUGAAGAAGAUAUCAGCUCCUCUCUGGGCUUGAUCGGCAUAUUUUGGCACACAGUCGUUCACCUUUUUUUGCCAGCCAUGUUUGCAUUUUUGGUCUGUAUAUGAUGGCUGUAUAAGAUUGUUUAUAGAUAAAACUAAUCUCUUCUUGCAAUAUGGUUCCAGUAGUGACAGUCGUGUCUGAUACAGGCUCUGCAGGUGAAAAGAAAUAGAAAACUUUGCAGGCCUCCUUGGAGCUGCUCCUUCUCACUUCAAAUUUGCAAUAUAAGCUGUCCAGUGAUUUAAGCAGCAUGGCAGCUUUUUCUAUUCUCCCUCCAAUUUCUUUUGUUAUGAAGCCACUGUUCUGUCCAUGCAACCAAUACAUGUCCUCAUAGAGCCAUGUAUCUAAAUCAAGAUUUUAAAGAUGCAAUAUGAAGAAAUUUUGCUCUGAAAUAUCUAUACUAAUAUAAAAAGUGACCAUUCCUAUGUUAGUUAAAUUUUCAGUUGAGGUUAGUAUCUCAAAUAUUCCUUUAAGUUUUCAAAGACAGAGAAAUUCUUAAUUUCUAUAACUGUACAGGUACAUGACAUGUUGUUGAGGCUGCCAUUGGUUUAAUUGCCCAAACUCAACUCUUCACUCUGCUUUUCCAAUGAGUUGGGCCCAGUGCUGCUCAGCACCACCUACCUCCAUGGCCUCUUUCUCAGUACUACUAAUUGUUUUAAACUAAAGACCAAAAGGUGUAUUUACUAAACAGACAACCAAUAUUUUGUUUUCAUUUUUUAAAAUUUCACUUCCACAUUCAUGCAGAAAGCAGAACUGUGAAGUGCACUUUUGAGUGCAUUUCUUACUCAUUAUUAGAAAUUUAUGAAUUGAAACAACAUUUUGGUCUUCUGUUGAGUAAAUACACUUUAAAAGGUUUUUAUUGAACGGUCCUAAAUUCAAACAAGAAGUAAACAGCAUGGCUAGGCAGCACUGGUCUGUACUCAUCAUAUUGUGUCAUGUUAUGAUGGAAUAUAACAUUAAUAAUAAAAUCACAGCAGACUUUGAUAUUGGUAAAUAUCAUGUUGCCCAAAUUGUAUCAUAUUUUUUGAAUGAAACUGCUAAUUUACACCUCUAGAGUAUUACAUGUGUUCAUUUAUGAAUGCCAUCCAUUCAGUAUCUACAACGCUGUUCCCAUCAGGGUCACAGGUGGCUGGAGCCAUUUAUGUGAAUGAAUUAGCACAGUUAUUAGCAGACUGAAAAGAUAUGAAGCCUAUUUAAUAGGUUACACAGUCCAAAUAGUCAAAGAAAUAAAAAGACAUCAAAUCUUAGAACAUCAACUCGGUUGCAUUUUGUUACUGAUACAGUAAAAAAACGGAUAAAUUUCAUCUCCAAACAAUAGUAUUUUUUCAUUUUCUUGCCAAAAGCCUCAGUUUUUUUAAGAAUGCCAGCAAAUGGACUAGGCCUUAGAUUUGUAUUCUUAACUAUAGUGAGACUUAUCCACCUUAUUCCUUGACUGGUCCUUUCUGUCAGACCAUCAGUUACACCUGAAACAGGAUAUUAUUAAUAUUCCUUCCCCUGGGAGGCAUCUGGCUGCAGACCUCUAUGGUGGGGUUUUAGGCUUAUUUGUUGCAGACCUCCACAAUGAGGUGACCUCGACUGUGGGGCAGGAAGUGACAUAUCAACCCUUGUUGGGUUUUCCAUGGUUUGUGGUGUGUUGUUUUUAAUUUUACCCCCCACCCUCCCAAACCCUAACCUUUAGGGUUCAGGUGCCUAACCCUAACCCUCUGUGGGUUUUCCUUAGUUGGUGAUUUUUGAAUUCAUCACCUUCAGUUAAAUUUUUAUUUCUAUUCAUAAGAUCCUGCUGUUGUGAAAAAUAGCCACUUACCAUAACCUUUGACAGCUGAUAUAUGUCAUGUAGCACGUCAUCCUGGUUCCAGCUUGGGUAAUGAAGUUACUUCCUGCCCCCAGUCGAGGUCAACCCAUUGUAGAGGUCUGCAGCCCAACAUAAAAGUCUGCAGCCAGAUCCUCGUGCUCCACCUUCUACAAUAAAAUUAAGAAAAUGCCCCUGAUAAGGUACACUAGUAAAUUUAGCUAACUUUAUUGGCUUCACAUCAGUAUUUACAAGGUAAUUUUGGGAGUUAACAAAGUUGUUAACUUGAAUUGUAAUAGACAUUUAUGUUUUUGUGAAAUGAGUUUGAAAAAUGACCUUUACUUCAAAGUAGAUGUCAGAGCCUUAACAUUUCUCUCUUUACUUUAUGGGUUUUCUGGAACUCUUAUAUACCAGCUGAUCCCUUUUUAAAUGUGUGAAUCAUAUUGAUAUCAAUGAUUCACUUGGUCAACUCCACAGUUCAGGAAAUCUCAAAUUCGGUAUUAAGAAUAAAUAAUGAAUUAAUAUUAAAAGAAUCACAUCCCUAAUGUGUUGAACAGUAAACAGCAUGUUUAAGACAUCUUUGUUAGAGACACAUUUUCAACUUUGUCUAGUUGUUAUUACCUAAAUGGAGCAACAGAAAAUAUAACAUAUAACUUACGGCUUAUAUUAAGAUUUAGCUAGAUGCCUGAUAGUAAAAGAUGACGCAGUGCUCUUUAAAGUGAGGGUUUGUUCCUUCAACAACAAUAUCCACUGGUGCUAAGCCACUUAAGGAAGUCAUCAGAAAAAACAGGUUUUUGUUAUCGUUGUUGUACCAUCUACAUUCGUAGCUGCAGUAGACUCACCGAGAAUAAGGUGGAUCACUAAGAGAGUUCGCUGGUUCUUAGCCCAGCUACUUCAGGUGGAUUAGGAUGAUUAAACAGCAGCAGACAAGUUAACAGUGUUGUUUUCAAGCCAGCAGUCAAACUAUCUUUAAGGUAUUAAACUUAAUUCACAAUGCUGAUAAGUGUAUAAAUAUAUUGACUGUGAGCCUUACUAUUUAAUUAUUACACUACAGAACACAGAGCUCCUGUCAGCAGCAAACAGCAGAGUUUUUUUUUUUAAGAUUUAUUUUUGGGCCUUUUCUGGAUAGAGGAGGACAGUCGAUAGACUCAGAAAGGGGGACGAGAGUGGGGGAGAGAUGUGUGGCGAAGGGCCUCAGGCUGGAUUUGAACCCAGGCUGCCCGCGUACAUGGUGCAUGCCUUAACCACUCGCCUACUGGUGCGCCAGCAGAGUUGUAACCACAGGUGAUCAGCUUUAGUGAUUGGUUACUAGAGGCAUUAAUUCUGAUCUGCCCGUUAUGUAUUUUUAAUGAAAAUCAGCCAAUAAUGAUCGGUUUCUGAUCAGUCAGGGCAUCCCUACUUUUAUCAUAUUGUUUAAAUCAAUGUUAUGUAGUGCACUAAGAAGAUGAAGUCAUCUCCACUCGUACUGAGAUAUGUGUUGCUAACAGUGUUUGUAGUUUUCUGGUGUGAGUGUUUUUCCCCUUCAAGUACACACUGAUACGUAUAUUAACAUUGAAUCCAUGUGAUGAAAAAGCACAAACAUUUGCAUUUUGUUUGGAAUGAUUCAAAUGCCAUGAAUGAUAUAUGACAUACCAAAUAUGUAGAAAUAAAAAGAUUCAAACUGGGUGUCCAUUUCUAAACCAUGAACUCACAAACAGGAAAUAAGGAGACUGUAAAGGAACUUGAACAUAAUUCCCACUGCUGUGUUAUUAAACUGCUAAGACUGUCCUGAUGAAAAGACUUGACAGUUGUUUUUCCAUCUUAUAUCAUGAAACUAUUUAAAAUUUAUCAAUGUUAGUUUAUUUUGUAUGCUGUUGUGUAACCAUUCAUAUUUCAUCUUUUUGAGCUGAUGUGUUAUUGUGUUAAAUAAUCCUGUUUAAAUGAUCGAUGUAAUAAAAUGAUGUUCAUGUUUUUUAA